UGUGACUUUUAAAAAGGCUGUCAUUUGUGGCGAAAGACAUUUAAAUCACUCUUUGUUUUCAGUUUUCAAAUCAAUUGUCGAUUCAAUUCGCGGACCAAUUGUGUGGUGACAGUAGACAUGGGGGACAUUGAGUUGGACCAACGAUUGCGUGACAUUCAGGCGCAAUACCUCGACUUCUUGGACGAUGACUCAGAUCAGGGCGUGUACUCGGAUGCGACCAAAGCGAUGAUCAAAGCCAACGAGUGUCGGAUCGUUGUGGACAUCAAUGACUUGCGGCGAAAACUGCCCGAAAGAGUGCACCAAUUGCUGAACAAUUCGGUCGAAGAGAUAAUAGCCAUCCAAAGGGCGCUCAAGGAGUUCGUGACCAACACUAACGCCGAGUACUCGAAACAGUACUCCGAGUUCUUCGUGGGCUUUGAGGGCAGCUUCGGCUCGAAACACGUGACGCCCCGCACGUUGUCGUCGCGACAGUUGGGCUCUAUUGUGGCCGUUGAGGGCAUUGUGACGAAGUGCUCACUCGUGAGGCCAAAAGUGGUGCGAAGUGUCCACUACUGUCCCGCAACCAAGAAGACCAUUGAGCGCAAGUAUACGGAUCUCACGUCUUUCGACGCCUUCCCCUCGAGUUCAGUGUAUCCGACCAAAGAUGAAGACGGAAACCUCUUGGAGACUGAGUUCGGGCUAUCGGUCUAUAAAGACCACCAGACGUUCACCAUUCAGGAGAUGCCCGAGAAGGCACCGGCCGGUCAACUGCCCCGCGCUGUCGACAUCAUUGUCGACAACGAUUUGGUCGAUCAGUGCAAACCUGGCGAUAGGAUUCAAGUGGUCGGCAGUUACCGGUGUCUGCCAUCAAAACAGGGUUAUUAUACGAACGGCACGUUUCGCACUGUAAUGCUGUCCACGAAUGUAAACCUAUUGUCUAAAGAGGUUUCCACUGAUAUAACGCCCGAAGACUUCAACAAAUGCAAGAAAUUCAGUCGUCAGAGAGGGAAAGACGAUGUCUUUGAAAUACUGGCGCGAUCUCUGGCGCCGUCCAUCUAUGGCCACGAGUACAUCAAAAAGGCAUUGCUUUGUAUGCUUUUGGGUGGACUCGAAAAGGUGUUGCCGAAUGGCACUCGACUUCGAGGUGACAUAAACAUUCUCCUCAUCGGUGACCCAUCGGUAUCCAAGUCUCAACUCUUGAGAUAUGUGUUGAACUGUGCGCCCAGAGCUGUGGCCACAACAGGUCGCGGCUCUUCAGGAGUAGGUCUGACGGCUGCCGUCACCACAGAUGGCGAGACCGGCGAUCGCAGACUAGAGGCCGGAGCUAUGGUUUUGGCCGAUAGGGGAGUGGUUUGUAUCGAUGAGUUCGAUAAGAUGGCGGACAUCGACAGGACAGCCAUUCACGAGGUCAUGGAGCAGGGAAGGGUCACCAUCACUAAGGCUGGCAUUCACGCCAAACUUAACGCUCGUUGCUCUGUGUUGGCCGCCGCUAACCCUGUUUAUGGACGGUACGAUCAAUACAAGACUCCGAUGGAGAACAUUGGACUCCAAGACUCGCUGUUAUCACGUUUCGACUUAUUGUUCAUUAUGUUAGACAAAAAUGAUGUCCAAACCGACACUUUAAUCAGUGAUCACGUCGUCCGCAUUCAUCGCUAUAGAGCUCCGGGAGAACAGGACGGAGAGCCACUUCCAAUCAUGAGUAACGCCGAGUUCUUAUCGACGCGAGACUCGGAGGCUUUGGACAAAGAGGACGGAGAGACCCCUAUCUAUGAGAAAUACGACGCUUUGCUUCACGGGAACCGAAAUAAAUCCGAUAAGAUCGUAAGCAUUCAAUUCAUGAAGAAAUACAUUCACAUCGCGAAAGCCAUUAAACCGAAGCUCACGAAAGAGUCGUGUGAACUGAUCGCUGAGGAGUACACCAAACUUCGCUCCCAAGAGACAGACCAGGCGGAUGUGGCCCGGACCCAACCCGUAACGGCUCGAACACUGGAAACGCUGAUUCGUUUGGCGACGGCUCACGCGAGGGCUCGGCUCUCGAAUAAAGUGGAGAUACAGGACGCGAACACUGCCGUCGAAUUGGUUCAGUUCGCUAUCUUCAAGACUGUGUUGAGUAAACCCAAGAAGAGGAAGAGGGAGGACGAGGAGGCGAUCGAUGAGGAGUCCGAAGAGGAGGAGGACAUGGAUGUGGACGAAGAGCCGGCGCCCAGAUCUCAGCAAAAGAGAAGCGUCAAGAGAGAGCGUACGGGAGACGACCCCUACGAGUUCGAUGAGGAGGAGGUGGAGGAGCCGGAGGUGCGACCCGUCACCAAACGGUCGCAACCGAGUGCUGAGUCUACUCUACCCAGACUUAGUGAUGAACGGCUCAAACAGUUCCGAUCCUUUUUGUCCAAAGAGUUCCGCAAAACAAACGCACAGUCAAUGCCUGUCCAACAGAUAUACGACUCGGCCCUCAAGGAAAAGGAGCUCAACUUCACCCGAGAGGAGGUCGAGUCGGCGCUCAAUACUAUGCAAAACGAAUUCAACCAAAUCUUCGUCUCCAAUGACAUCAUUAUUUUAGUCUAAAAUUCUUAUAUUUUUAAUUCAUUUAUAAUUUUUUGAUAACCAC
Messenger RNA from Oppiella nova, 2584 nucleotides. NCBI's taxonomy places the organism in Eukaryota, Metazoa, Arthropoda, Arachnida, Sarcoptiformes, Oppiidae. The record is from the annotation of a GenBank genome assembly.